Molecule: messenger RNA, 749 nt
Organism: Cryptotermes secundus
Lineage: Eukaryota; Metazoa; Arthropoda; Insecta; Blattodea; Kalotermitidae
Gene: mRpS28
Product: 28S ribosomal protein S28, mitochondrial
Exons: 3
Coding region: 89-634 (181 amino acids)
Cellular component (GO): mitochondrial small ribosomal subunit
Source: RefSeq, a predicted model, not a curated record
GAAGGAGUGCCAACUGCCAGCUGGUGUCUCGAAUGUAUGUGCACAAAAUGGGAAGGGGUUAGUUGAUGUAAAUAUUAAUCGUGCUAACAUGGUACUAAAGCGUGUGAUUUGUAACAACGUGUGUUCCAAAACUUAUACAUUGCUUGCUUGUUCUAAUGCGCACAAUGUAAAAAGAUCUUUCUGCAGCACCAAUGGUGAUAAAGUAUCAACAGAUACUGAAAAGGACGAAAAGAAACGUAGUGGAUUUGCACGAGCGUUCGAGAGAUACACGUCAACCCCAGAAAUAAAGACCCAGACACCGGAGAAAGAAGAAACAUUCGCAUCAUUACUACGGAAUUCGAAAUUAAUUGACUUAGGGGAUCCACAAGGAAAAGUUGUGACUGGAAAUAUUUUCCAUGUGGUUGGAGAUGAUCUUUACAUUGAUUUUGGGUGGAAGUUCCAUUGUGUGUGUCCACGUCCUGCCAAGAAUGGGAGUGAAUAUGUAAGAGGUGCAAAAGUUCGACUGAGAAUCAAGGAACUAGAACUAUCAUCACGGUUCCUGGGUUCAUCUCGUGAUCUUACAUUGCUGGAAGCAGAUGCUACAUUGGUAGGGCUGAUCUCUUCACCAGCACGGUUGCUGCAACAGGCAAAGUAAUCUUAGAUGAAUUGCAAGUUUCUUCUAGCAAAAGGUGGAGUAGACAGUCUUCUUUUGUGUGUAUGUUACUUUUGUAUACAGCUAUCCAUAGACAAAUAAAAAUAUGUUUACAAAA